GGCCAGUCCCGGGGAAGCCGCGCGCCUGCUCGCGUCUCGUCCGUCGCGCUCCUAGCCAGGGCACAGCCGCGACCGAGGAUGGCUUCAACCACCACCUGCACCAGGUUCACGGACGAGUAUCAGCUUUUCGAGGAGCUCGGAAAGGGGGCAUUCUCAGUGGUGAGAAGAUGUAUGAAAAUCCCUACUGGACAAGAAUAUGCUGCCAAAAUUAUCAACACCAAAAAGCUUUCUGCUAGGGAUCAUCAGAAACUGGAAAGGGAAGCUAGAAUUUGCCGUCUUUUGAAGCACCCCAAUAUUGUGAGACUUCAUGACAGCAUAUCAGAAGAGGGCUUUCACUACUUGGUGUUUGAUUUAGUUACUGGAGGUGAACUCUUUGAAGACAUAGUGGCAAGAGAAUAUUACAGUGAAGCAGACGCCAGUCAUUGUAUACAGCAGAUUCUAGAAAGUGUAAAUCAUUGUCACCUAAAUGGCAUAGUUCACAGGGACCUGAAGCCUGAGAAUUUGCUUUUAGCUAGCAAAUCCAAGGGAGCAGCUGUGAAACUGGCAGACUUUGGCUUAGCCAUAGAAGUACAAGGAGACCAGCAGGCAUGGUUUGGUUUUGCUGGGACACCUGGAUAUCUUUCUCCAGAAGUUUUACGUAAAGAUCCUUAUGGAAAGCCAGUGGAUAUGUGGGCAUGUGGUGUCAUUCUCUACAUUCUACUGGUAGGAUAUCCACCCUUCUGGGAUGAAGACCAGCACAGACUCUAUCAGCAAAUCAAGGCUGGAGCUUAUGAUUUUCCAUCACCAGAAUGGGACACAGUAACCCCUGAAGCCAAAGAUCUCAUCAAUAAAAUGCUUACUAUCAACCCUGCCAAACGCAUUACAGCCUCGGAGGCACUGAAACAUCCAUGGAUCAGUCACCGUGCUACUGUGGCUUCCAUGAUGCACAGACAGGAGACUGUAGACUGCUUGAAGAAAUUCAAUGCUAGAAGAAAACUAAAGGGUGCCAUCUUGACAACCAUGCUGGCUACAAGGAAUUUUUCAGCAGCCAAGAGUUUGUUGAAGAAACCAGAUGGAGUAAAGAAAAGGAAGUCCAGUUCGAGUGUUCAGAUGAUGAUAAACAACAAAGCCAACGUGGUAACCAGCCCCAAAGAAAAUAUUCCUACCCCGGCGCUGGAGCCCCAAACUACUGUAAUCCACAACCCUGAUGGAAACAAGGAAUCAACUGAGAGUUCAAAUACAACAAUUGAAGAUGAAGAUGUAAAAGCACGAAAGCAAGAGAUUAUCAAGGUCACUGAACAGCUGAUUGAAGCUAUCAACAAUGGGGAUUUUGAGGCUUACACAAAAAUCUGUGACCCAGGUCUUACUGCAUUUGAACCUGAAGCUUUGGGUAAUUUAGUGGAAGGGAUGGACUUUCACCGAUUCUACUUUGAAAAUGCUUUGUCAAAAAGCAAUAAACCAAUCCACACUAUUAUCCUGAACCCUCAUGUCCAUCUGGUAGGGGAGGAUGCUGCCUGCAUAGCAUACAUUAGGCUCACACAGUACAUGGAUGGCAGUGGCAUGCCAAAGACAAUGCAGUCAGAAGAGACCCGUGUAUGGCAUCGCCGGGAUGGCAAGUGGCAGAAUGUUCAUUUUCAUCGCUCAGGCUCGCCAACAGUACCCAUCAAGCCACCUUGUAUUCCAAAUGGGAAAGAAAACUACUCAGGAGGCACCUCUUUGUGGCAAAACAUCUAAGACCUGAAAACCAUUCACAUGUGGGUCUUUUAAGUAUCAACAGUGCCACUUCUACAUUCUCUGUUCUCAAGGCACCUGGAUGGUAACCCUGGGCCGUCCUCUCCUCCUCUUCAUGCAUGUUUCUGAGUGCAUGAAGUUGUGAAGGUCCUACAUAUAAUGCAUACGUGAUGCAUCCUGUUAUCAUAUAUUCCUUCCUAUACAUUGUUUACAUUUCAAUGACGGGGAUGUUCCAUGCAAAUAUAGAUCACUGUUGGCAAACAAUAGGGGGAGGUCAGACAACAAAUUCCACAAUAUUCCAAGUACAACCUGUUCAUCAAGUUUCUCUGUUUAUGCCAAGAUUUAACAGACUUAAAAUAUUAUUGUUCUCUGAAUGACAGUCUGUAAGUGAAAUGUAAAUUUUUAGAACGCUUUGCUGUUAAUCUCUUUUGGUUUGUUUGGUUUUCGUUGGUUUAUUUUUUUUUUAAAACAAAAGAUAUAUACCUUCAGUUUCCUUGUGUGAUCCUGCUUGAAAUGAAUGAUUUUUCACUGAAAGAUUUGCUGUUUAACAGUUAAAGUGUGUUGGUAUGUGUACAAAAGCACUUAUGAAUGUAGAGCAAGAACUGAUUGAUGUGCUGCCAUCUAAAGCCAAGGUGAUUUGGUCAAACCAUUUAAACUGGAAAAAUUCACAUCAUUUACAAGUUUGAUCACUUUUAGGCUAUACUCACACUGUUCUAAUGAAUUAGCUUAAUUGAAAUGUUUUUCCCCUUCUUUCAGCUCUGCUGUUUUCCUCACUGUAUCCUCUCUGUUGCUUUUUAAGUUUUCUUUUGUUUUAUCAUUCUUUAUUUUUCUUCCUUUACUGGCUAGUGGUGUUAAGAAAAUAAUAAAACUGAAAUCUAUUUAACAAGAAUACAAUAAAAAAUAAGGCCUUUUGAAGGUAAUCUAUCACUUUUGUCAUCUUCAGGGCUUGAAAACAUUUUGUAAAGAAGAUUUUAAAGGUGUUUAUUCCAGAAUGGGCAGUAGUUUGGACUUAGAUAUCCUCACUACGUUGGAGGAACCCAAUUCUUAAAACCUGUGAUAGAAUCGAAUAAGUCCCUGUUUUCACUGCAGCAUGUCUUAUGACUGGGGCAAUUGUAAAGUACCAAGGAAAUAGCGGAUCAGCGUUUUGUGCAGAUGCGUGCGCGUAUUUCUGCCUUGUGGAAUGCUAAGGCCUCUCCUGCUUCAUCACUAGCUCCUUUUCUAAAGUUAGGGAGGAUGUCACAGACGUUUGCCAUUCUUUUAUGUGUUCUGAACUUGACCUUUGUGAACCUGUGCUUUCUUAGCUUCUCUCUGAGUCUGAGUAUCAUUACUUUCCUCCAUGGAGCUAGGAUUUUCAGGUUUAAAACAAAAAGAAAAGGGAAACAUCCUGGGUUUUCCUUGUGCUUCUCAUUUCACCUUUGUUGACUCAAUUCCCAUGAGGGUUUCUCUCUUCCCUGCAAUGCGUUAUAGUGCAUGGAAUUUCCAUGGACGUUAUUUUAAGGUUAGUUAUUCAUGGUUGUCAGAAGCCUAUUUUUAAAGCAGAAGAAAAAAAAAAAAAAACCUCCUUCUUUUCUCUAAUUUCACCUUUCUUUGUUGAUUACUAAUCACCUUAGAUGUUGUUGCUAGUGGAUGUAUGGUAGAUGGAUUGAAGCUUUUCUGAUAAUUAUUACACGAUUUAAGACAAUAUAUAUUUAAAAUAAAUAUAUACAGUAAAUGUAUUGAGCCAUGUUAACCUGCCAAUGAGAUCUGUGAAAAAGUAAUGGCCUCAUUUUUCCAUUUUUAAUUUCUUUUACCUUUUUGUGAAGCGGCUAUAUGUGGCAUACAUGUAUUUAAAAAAAAAAUAGGUGUAGAGUGGUUUUUUUUUUUUUACACUUUUAACUUAGCAUGAGGUGUUGAACUAUUACCAUAGAUCAAGUUUGUCUUCCACACUAAGAUGUGAGGAAAUUGUGAUUUAUUCUCUCCGCCACAAUUGAAUUACACAUUUAUGAUCUAAUAUCAUUUUGAAACACUGCAGUUUACCAUGGGACACUGUAUAUAUUUCUUGCCAUAAUGGUAAAUGAUUGAUUGAUAUAUUUAAGAGUUAAUAAAUUUGUGAUUUCUGCUGACAA
Messenger RNA from Oryctolagus cuniculus (rabbit), 3815 nucleotides. Lineage: Eukaryota; Metazoa; Chordata; Mammalia; Lagomorpha; Leporidae. The record is from RefSeq and is a predicted model, not a curated record.